Molecule: messenger RNA, 2072 nt
Organism: Phaethon lepturus (White-tailed tropicbird)
Lineage: Eukaryota; Metazoa; Chordata; Aves; Phaethontiformes; Phaethontidae
Gene: RNF139
Product: ring finger protein 139
Exons: 1
Biological process (GO): ERAD pathway
Cellular component (GO): endomembrane system; endoplasmic reticulum
Molecular function (GO): zinc ion binding; ubiquitin protein ligase activity
Source: RefSeq, a predicted model, not a curated record
AACUAAAUUAUUUCAAUCUGGUUUUAGGUGUCUUUGUGUCCAGUGUUGUUCUGGUCUUACAACAGCGAGCACUUUUCAAGUUUUAUAUGAUCGCCUCGGCGUUUCUGCUGGCUGUGACCUCGGUGUUGGUGAAUUACUAUGCUUCUUUGCACAUAAACUUCUACAGUGCCUACUACACAGCCGCAUUCGGAAUUCAGAUCUUCCCUCAUAAAGGACCUUCGCUCUGGAUGGCACUGUCCAUCCUUCAGCUUACCUUUGGAAUCGGAUACGUUACAUUGCUAAACGUGCAGUCCAUUUACUCUCAACUCAUCAUCCUGGAUAUCCUGAUACCUGUAAUUGGCUUGGUUGUUGAAUUACCUUUAAAUGUCCGACAGACACUAGUUUUUAUUUCAGGCCUAGUUCUGACACUAAAUACCACAGCCAUUUUAGUUAUGAAAAUUAAAUGGUUCUAUUAUUCGGUACGGUACGUUUAUCUGCUGGUAAGGCACAUGUAUCGCAUUUAUGGAUUACAGCUGUUGAUGGAAGAUACUUGGAAAAGGAUUCGGUUUCCAGCGGUACUGCGUGUCUUCUGGCUGACGAGACUUACAGCACAAGCUGUGGUAUUAACAUAUGUUGUAAAGAUGGCUGAAACCAAUACAGAAGAAAAAUUCUUCUUGAUAUCGUGGGAUAACUGUUGGGAACUGAUUUGCAGUCUGAUCAUAAGUGGGUGUGACUCAACUCUAACUGUGUUAGGCAUGAGUGCCGUCAUUUCCUCAAUAGCGCAUUAUUUGGGACUUGGUAUCUUGGCCUUCAUUGGAUCAACGGAUGAGGAUGACAAAAGGCUUGGUUUUGUAGCGCCCGUCUUGUUUUUCAUUUUGGCUUUGCAGACGGGUUUAAGUGGACUGAAACCAGAAGAACGAUUAGUUCGCCUCAGUCGAAACAUGUGCCUUUUGUUAACUGCAGUCCUGCAUUUUAUCCAUGGAAUGACAGACCCCGUGCUGAUGUCUCUCAGUGCCUCCCAUGUGUCAUCGUUUCGCAGACACUUCCCCGUACUGUUUGUUUCCACUUGCCUUUUCAUCCUUCCAGUUCUGCUCAGUUACAUCCUCUGGCACCACUAUGCACUAAAUACGUGGCUUUUUGCAGUUACAGCAUUCUGUGUAGAGCUUUGCCUAAAAGUAAUAGUUUCUAUCACUGUUUAUCUAUUGUUUAUGAUUGAUGGCUACUAUAAUGUGCUAUGGGAAAAACUUGAUGAUUAUGUCUAUUAUGUUCGUUCAACUGGCAAUAUUAUUGAGUUUAUAUUUGGAGUAAUCAUGUUUGGAAACGGAGCUUACACAAUGGUUUUUGAAUCGGGAAGCAAGAUUCGUGCUUGCAUGAUGUGUCUGCACGCGUACUUCAACAUCUACUUGCAGGCAAAGAAUGGCUGGAAGACUUUUAUAAACCGCCGAACUGCUGUUAAGAAAAUAAACUCACUUCCAGAGGUAAAAGGAAGUCGGUUACAUGAAAUUGAUGAUGUCUGUGCAAUCUGCUACCAUGAGUUCACCACCUCUGCUCGCAUUACUCCAUGCAACCAUUACUUUCAUGCACUUUGUCUUCGGAAGUGGCUGUACAUUCAGGACACUUGCCCAAUGUGCCAUCAGAAAGUAUAUAUUGAGGACAAGGAAAAUGCCAAUAUCUCUAACAACAAUGGGUUUGUGGCACCAAAUGAAGAUCCUGUACAGGUUGCUGAAGAAGCUGCUGAUGCUGAAAAUGAAUUAAAUGAAGAUAAUGACAGUUCCGAGAGUGAUGAGGAAGACGAUGACUGUGUGGCACAGCACUUGAAUGAGACUCUUAAUGUUGGCUCUAACUCUCUUGGUGAUUAAGAUGUCCUUUACUAAGCCGUGAGGUAUUUGUUUAAGGUUGACUUUGACAGUAUCACUUUGUAGUUAUUGUACUUAAGCACAACAGCAGUAUCUCAAUGUUGAGUCUGUGAAUGGUGGUUGUUUACUGUGGUGUGUGCUACUGUAAAUAUACCUCUAAUUUUUGCUGGUCUCUUUCAUGACCACCUUAAAAUUAUGUACAUUGUUGUACAUGGAAUAAAAUGUUUUCACAUGUUU